Messenger RNA from Myotis daubentonii (Daubenton's bat), 1254 nucleotides. RefSeq names its product neurogranin (gene NRGN). Gene Ontology annotation, molecular function: calmodulin binding. NCBI's taxonomy places the organism in Eukaryota, Metazoa, Chordata, Mammalia, Chiroptera, Vespertilionidae. The record is from RefSeq and is a predicted model, not a curated record.
UCAGGUUACAUUCGCGAGCAGAGCGGAGCGCGGGAGAGCGGACGGAGAGCACGGCUGAGGGUUCGGCGCGGGUCAGCGCGUGCUGCUCGGCCCCCCGAGUCUCCUCCAGGGACCACUCGGACCCACCCCCACCCUGCGCCAGCUCCGCCCAGGCGAGGACCCCCCCCCCCCAACACCAGUAUGGACUGCUGCACCGAGAGCGCCUGCUCCAAGCCGGACGAGGACAUCCUAGACAUCCCGCUGGACGAUCCCGGCGCCAACGCCGCCGCUGCCAAAAUCCAGGCGAGUUUCCGGGGCCACAUGGCCCGAAAGAAGAUCAAGAGCAGAGAGAGCGGCCGGAAGGGCCCGGGCUCCGGGGGGCCUGGCGGAGCUGGGGGCGCGCGGGGAGGCGCGGGCAGCGGCCCCAGCGGAGACUAGGCCAGAACUGAGCACUUUCGAAGUUCCCCAGGAGAGAUGGAUGCCGCGACCCCUCCGCAGUGACGCGACCUCCCCGCAGUGUUUGUGACCCUCCCCUUCCCGCCACCCUGCCAGCUUCGGGAGCCGCCCUACGUCCUCAGAGACCCUGGCCCAGGCCGGCUCCGUCGAGGAGUCGCCGAGCCCGUGCCCGUUCCUGUGGUUCUCCACCCCAGUGAGGUCCCGUGCGCCCUCCUUCCCCACCUGGCCCCGGACCUCGCACUCCCCGCUUCUCGUCCCGCCCCCCCGCACCUGCAUGCAGUUUGGCCUCCUCUGCGAUCCCCCGAGUGCACCGCAGAGGGCGCCCUCCCCUCUACGUUGCCCAGGACACGCACUUGAAAAAAAGCCCUUUCGUUCCCCGCACAGCUACAGGGGGCGUCUUUCUUCUCUGUGCCGUUCUCGCCCUCGCCCAGCUCCAGAACUUUGGAUCUGGGGCGAGGAGAGGGGGAGAGAGUUUUUAUGGUGUCUGGUACCCCUUGCUCCGAUGGGAAGGGAAGUCCCUCUUUCACACCCCACCCCUCGCCUGCCUGCCAUCGGCCCUCCGCGCACCCAGGCGCCGCAGAGCCACCCCUCCACCAGCUCUUCUUGUUUUGCGGACGCUGAGCGCGGGGUGGCUCGGUGGGUGGGAGGAGUCCGUUGUGGCCCGGCCCCUGCCCUGCUGGCUCCGCCCCCGACGGGCCCCUGGGGCUGUGGCCGGAAGAUUUUUUUUUUUAAUUUAAUUUUUUUUUUUUUUUAUCUACGAGUGUGCAUGUGACUGUGCUGGGUUGGAAUGUGAACAAUAAACAGGAAUGUCCAAGUGUC